This is a messenger RNA of Sphaerodactylus townsendi, 2524 nucleotides long. It is a transcript of the gene NOX1, whose product is annotated as NADPH oxidase 1. The coding region runs from base 129 to 1820 and encodes 563 amino acids. The transcript is spliced from 13 exons. The record is from RefSeq and is a predicted model, not a curated record. NCBI's taxonomy places the organism in Eukaryota, Metazoa, Chordata, Lepidosauria, Squamata, Sphaerodactylidae. Gene Ontology annotation, biological process: superoxide anion generation; defense response. Gene Ontology annotation, molecular function: superoxide-generating NAD(P)H oxidase activity. Gene Ontology annotation, cellular component: plasma membrane; NADPH oxidase complex.
UAAAAGACCAGCUUUUCGCCCAAGAAAUCUGAGGAGAGCUGUAGCCAGCCUCAACAAGACGAUCCUCACCCACUACACAGAAGAUUGCCCGCAUCAAGAUAUACGCUCACUCCCGGUAGAAGUGCAAGAUGGGGAACUGGGUAGUCAACCAUUGGUUUUCAGCCCUGGUAAUUGCAGCUUGGCUGGGGGUGAACCUUUUCCUGUUUGUGACAUUCUUCCUGACAUUCGACAGGGACGAAAAAUACUACUACACAAGAGAUCUCCUUGGGUCUGCACUGGCUUGGGCUCGUGCUUCAGCCAAAUGCCUCAACUUCAACAGUAUGCUGAUCCUGCUACCCGUUUGCCGGAAUCUUCUAUCCUUCCUGAGGGGUACCUGCUCUUGCUGCAGGCGCACCAUGAGGAAGCAACUGGACCACAACCUGACAUUUCACAAGCUGGUAGCCUACAUGAUUGUCCUGCAUACAGUUAUUCACAUCAUUGCUCACCUGUUCAACUUUGAGCGGUACAACAAUGCCCAAAAGGCAACAGAUCAAAGCCUGGCUUCCGUCCUCUCUGAACUGCACCUGAGUGAUGACCUGUGGCUGAACCCCAUCCAUUCCAACACUACAACACCUCUGUACGUGGCGUUCACCACCAUUCCAGGACUGACUGGUGUGAUAAUUACUUUGGCUCUGAUCCUCAUGGUCACCUCUUCUGUGGAGUUCAUCCGUCGGACCUACUUUGAGGUCUUCUGGUACACCCAUCACCUCUUCGUCAUCUAUUUUGCAGGCCUCGUCAUCCACGGCAUUGCAGGUGUUGUUCGUGGGCAGACACCAGACAACAUGAAGGAGCAUAAUCCAAAGAAUUGUGCAUCCUACUACAUGGCGUGGGAUCAAGAGGACAGCCAUCCCGACUGCAAACAGCCUGAGUUUGGCAGUAUCCCUGCAGAGUCCUGGAAAUGGGUUUUGGCCCCUCUGAUUCUAUAUGCCUUUGAACGAGUCCUGCGGUUUUGGCGUUCCUGUCAGAAGGUGGUCGUCACCAAGGUUGUCAAGCACCCUUCGAAAGUACUGGAACUGCAGAUGCACAUGAAGGGCUUCAGCAUGGAAGUGGGGCAGUAUGUUUUCCUGAACUGCCCCUCCGUCUCCCAUUGGGAAUGGCAUCCGUUCACCCUCACAUCUGCACCAGAGGAGAACUUCUUCUCUGUCCACAUCCGGGCAGCAGGUGACUGGACAGAGUGUCUCAUUGACACCUUUGAGCAGCAGAAACCAAAGACACCCAGGAUCAAGGUGGACGGUCCCUUCGGCACAGCCAGUGAGGAUGUGUUCCAGUAUGAGGUGGCCAUGUUGGUGGGAGCUGGGAUUGGAGUGACGCCCUUUGCCUCAGUGCUGAAAUCCAUUUGGUACAAGUUCCAGCAUGCUGAUCAGAAUCUCAAAACCAAAAAGAUCUACUUCUACUGGAUCUGCCGGGAUACUGGGUCCUUUGGCUGGUUCAAAGAUCUGCUGGCCUCCCUGGAGCAAGAGAUGGAAGGUUCUGGCAAAGCAGGUUUCUUGAGCUAUCACCUCUUCCUCACUGGCUGGAGCAACAGCAUGGUUGGUCAUGCAGCACUCAACGUUGACAAAGCCCUGGACGUGGUAACAGGCCUGAGGCAGAAAACCUCCUUUGGGAGGCCCAUGUGGAGCAAUGAAUUUUCAGCGGUGGCAGCUGCGCAUCCCAGGUCUGUGGUGGGUGUUUUCCUGUGUGGACCAGGGGCCCUGGCUAGCUCUUUGCAAACAUGCUGCCACCAACACUCCAGCCUGGACCCAAGGAAGGUCCAGUUCUACUUCAAUAAAGAGAAUUUCUAGCAUGCUGGGAAAGGCCAAUCAUAGACUGGUAAAUCGUAGACUGAACUGCUGCAGCUCCUUCUCAGAUUGAAUCAGGAUUGCUACAACCAUGGUUGCAAGAACUGGAAAUUAAAGCAACAUCCUCUUCUGCUUGGAUUGUGAGUCUGGUACCAAAGUUGCCAACGUUGGUGGUAUAAGUCAGAUAUCAACACAUCAGCAUCAGUUUCUGCAACAGUUUUGCUUCUCGGAGAAUAUACCUCUGAAUGACAAAGCCAGUUAAUGUAUUGUACCAAGACUGCAUCCGAAGGGUGGGGUGUGAUCCUGCCAAUAUAGUCCAUGCAUUUCAUCUUAAAAUCUACCCAGAACCAGCCUCUGUGACAAUAUGAAGUAUGUAUUCUGUUCCGGUGUUUUGGUCCAGUAGACAGCUGCCAUCUGUCUUGUACCAUCUUUUACUUUUAACAAAAUUGCACAUAAAUUGUAAAUUUUUUCGCCGACAGCCUUUUAACAUAACUUGUAUUAAGUUAUUGUUGAUACUUGAACAUUUUAUAUAAAAAAAGAAAAUAAACAAAAUGAAAGCAAAAUGAUCCUCUGAAGAUGCCAGCCACAGAUGCAGGCGAAACGUCAGGAGAGAAUGCUGCUAGCACACGGCCAUACAGCCCGGAAACCACACAGCACCCAAAAUGAAAGCAGACAGCCUGAGGAAUCCGAAUGCUUGCAAAACUAAA